Molecule: messenger RNA, 1884 nt
Organism: Solanum dulcamara
Lineage: Eukaryota; Viridiplantae; Streptophyta; Magnoliopsida; Solanales; Solanaceae
Exons: 8
Coding region: 1-1884 (627 amino acids)
Biological process (GO): proteolysis
Molecular function (GO): cysteine-type peptidase activity
Source: RefSeq, a predicted model, not a curated record
AUGGCCAUUCUCUACUUCAUCCACACUUUUAUUUUUUCUCAACUAGGUGAUGCACCUAUAUCUGUUGAUGAAUUUAAGAUGAUAGAAGAUGGUAGGUGUGAAAAAUACCCAUGGGGGAAAAUAGCAUUUUCCAAAUUGAUAAAAGAAAUGCGACAGGAGUUUUCAAAUGCUAAACAAAUGUAUCAUCUAGGCGGCAUGCCAUACGCUCUGAAUGCAUGGAUAUAUGAAUGUGCAUCUCAAGUACCCUCUGAAAUUGUUGUAAGAGUGGGUAAUAAAAUUCUCAAAAUUCUUAACUGGCGUGUUGUUGCCGUGAAGCCAAAAUUUGAGACCUUCAUGUCUACCAUCUUCAGUGAGUAUCAAUGCUCCAACAUUGUCCAAUCUCAACAUGAAAUGGAAUCUAUUAUCAUUCAUGGCAGUCAACAGAAACCUGAAGCUUCAACAUCAGCUGCCAAGGUCAAUUUUAGAAAACCUCAUGAAGUCUCCGGAUUUGAGGACUUUUCAACAACACCACCCACAAAAUUAUUAAAAAGAUUCAGUCAUGUCGCUGAUACAGCUUCUCCACAUCCUUCCAAAAGAAUGAAGACUUCCCCUACUAAAGAGCCAAUUCAAGUAGAAACAGCCAACAUACAUAAGGAUUUCAUACCACCAAAUGAAUCAGAAAAGCCUGUUUCUCCUGACAAUGUACCAGCGGCGAAGUCAGCGGUGGACAAUAUAUCAGAACAAAAUAUUUCAUCAGAUGUUCCAGAAUCAUUUGAUAAGCAUGUUUCUUCUGAUACAUUAAAGAAAGAUGAACCAUCCGUCAAGAUACAAAAGGUGGAUGAUGUAUCAGAACAUAACAUUGUAGCAGAUGAUGUAGAAUUAUUUGAUCAGCAUAUGUCAUCAGAUACAUUAAAAGAACCGAAAAUAUUAAUUUUUACACCACAAUUAAAAGAUGUAUCAGUACACCAAAUGGAACCACAAAGAGCAGAUACUGAUCAGCUUAUUGCUAAUUCUGAUACAUUACAGAACACUGCAAAGAAAGAUGGAAGAAUAGCCGUUGAUAAAACUGACAAAGUAGAAGAGCAAGUUGAGGAGAUUAAAAAAGAAAAAAUCAAACCAAGCACAUCGAAAUCCAAUACUUCAGCACCGUUUUUGACCAAAACUCUGGAUGUGAUAGAUGCUCUAAUAUACGGACUUCUAUUACCAGCCAUGCCAUUGACCGCUGUUAGUCAUGAGCAAGUAGUUCAGGAUGAAUGUCUAUUACGCGAUAGCCAGCUACCAACCACUUUUCCAUCAAAACCCAAUGUAUUGUCUGACGAUGCGAAGAUACCAUUUCAAAAAAGCAGGAUUCCUUCGAAGAUCUUACAAUCGCCGUAUCUUUCAAACUUUGGAUCGAGUGAAAAGGGUAAGGAAAAAUUGUCAUCUGUUAUGCAUCAGACACACCCUUUCAAAGGUUUUGGUAUAUGCUAUCAUCUUUCAUCCGAGCUUUUCACAGACUACUCUCAAUGGAUAGAUAAAGGACUACUAAAAUCGCAUGGCAAUAAGGAUUUUCAUUGGGUUCUUGCGGUAGUUGUGUUGAAAAAGAGGUUGAUACGUGUGUAUGAUUCAUUGCCUAGACGAAGAAGUAGCAACCCUUCCCUAGAGAUCCAAAAGAUAGCAGUAAUGCUACCAACAUACUUGCAAGACAGUGGUUUCUUUGACAACAACGAACGUACUGAUUGGUCGUCGCUUGAUUCAUACAAGGACAAAUCAACCGAUAACAUGCUUGAACCACAUCAUCCAUUUACAGUUGAAUACGUUGAAGGAAUUGCGCAACAGGGAAGUGACAGUUUGGAUUGUGGAGUUUUCUUGGCCAUUUUUGCUGAAUAUCGUAUGAUGGAAUUUCUAUUCCAAAUAAUGGACUAA